This is a messenger RNA of Peromyscus maniculatus bairdii (prairie deer mouse), 6715 nucleotides long. It is a transcript of the gene Lnpk, whose product is annotated as lunapark, ER junction formation factor. Gene Ontology annotation, biological process: endoplasmic reticulum tubular network organization. The record is from RefSeq and is a predicted model, not a curated record. Gene Ontology annotation, cellular component: endoplasmic reticulum tubular network. Lineage: Eukaryota; Metazoa; Chordata; Mammalia; Rodentia; Cricetidae.
CUCAAGCCCUCAUCGGGUCUAGCCAGGCCUAUGUAGAUGUCUCCACUGGCUUGGCUGGGACUGGUCUCUUCUGAGCUAUGUAGUGUAAACCUUUUUUUGCUGCUUGCUGGAUCCGUGACAGCUGAUCUGGGACCUCAGCUGUGAUUUCUUUUGGACAACCCAUGAUAUUUAUUAUUGUGCCAAGUUUCUACAAAUAAAAGAUGGGCGGAUUAUUUUCUCGAUGGAGGGCAAAACCUUCAACAGUAGAAGUUCUAGAAAAUAUAGAUAAGGAAAUUGAAGCACUGGAAGAAUUUAGAGAAAAAAAUCAGAGAUUGCAGAAAUUAUGGGUUGGAAGAUUAAUUAUCUAUUCUUCAGUUCUUUAUCUGUUUACAUGCUUAAUUGUGUACUUGUGGUAUCUUCCUGAUGAGUUGACAGCAAGACUUGCCAUGACACUCCCAUUUUUUGCUUUUCCUUUUAUCAUCUGGACCAUAAGAACUGUGCUUAUUUUCUUCUUUUCCAAGAGAACAGAGAGAAAUAAUGAAGCAUUGGAUGAUUUAAAAUCCCAGAAGAAAAAGAUUCUUGAAGAAGUCAUGGAAAAAGAAACUUAUAAGACAGCUAAGUUAAUUCUUGAAAGAUUUGAUCCAGACUCAAAGAAAGCAAAGGAGUUUGAGCCGCCAUCUGCUGGAGCAGCUGUAACUGCAAAACCAGGACAAGAGAUUCGUCAGCGAACUGCAGCUCAAAGAAACCUUUCCUCAGCACCAGCAAGCUCUACUCAGGGCGCUCCUCCACAAGUUCCAGUAUCUCCUGGGCCAUCAAAGGAUGCUUCAGCUCCUGGGGGACCUCCAGAAAGGACUGUUGCUCCAGCUUUACCCAGGCGCCUUGGAUCCCCUGCUACUUCAGUGCCUGGAAUGGGCCAUCAUCCUCCAGGUCCACCCUUAGCAAGACCCAUUCUCCCCCGAGAACGAGGUGCUCUGGAUAGAAUUGUUGAAUAUUUAGUUGGUGAUGGUCCACAGAACAGGUAUGCUCUCAUAUGUCAGCAGUGUUUGUCCCACAAUGGCAUGGCUUUAAAGGAAGAGUUUGAAUACAUUGCUUUUCGAUGUGCCUACUGUUUUUUCUUGAAUCCUGCAAGAAAAACCAGACCUCAAGCUCCACGACUUCCAGAGUUUAGUUUUGAAAAGAAGCAGGCAGUGGAAGGCUCAAGUUCAGCUGGUCCCAUGUCAUCAGAAAGUGUACCCUCACCAGAGAGCCAGUUCAGUGAAGGAGGAACAAUACCUCAGAUGUCUCAUUUUCUAUCUGAAAUCUCCGGAAUGAAGUCUAACUGGCUCAAAGUGAACCCCAGUAAGAAUCUUUAGAAGAACAAGAUGUUCUUGGUAAUAGUACAGAGCAGGAAGACGACAAAAUACCAGAGGCAGAGCAGACAAGCCAAGUGAUUGAAAAAACAUCUGGUCCAGAGGAUCCAGAGGCGAAGCAAGAAGAGACAGAGAAUGAGGAAACGUCAACAAAUGAAGCCAAGUCAACAGUUCUCACAGCUGAUUCUGUUUCUAAUCUUGAACCAAGUGGAGACUCUUUGGUGACACAGUAGUAAAGAACUCCAUGUGCCUUCUACUGGACAUUUGUAGUCUUGUUGAUGUCAGCUACUGCUUUUUUUUUCUUUGUGGUACUCAAAAAAAUGCCUUUUAGAUAUAUGCUUAAUACUAUUCAAAUUCAGAUUGCCUAGCAAGUUCAGUGUGUUCAAGUCCUGUCUAUUGGGCAUUGAAAAUAAAAGCAUGUGGUAUCACUGAAUGUGCAGAGACCCACAUAGCUAUUAGAUAUUUUGUGCAUUCUAAAGUUUAAAAAAAAGCAUUUUUGUUUUCUACACCUAUAACUUGUAAAUAAUACCCAUUUUGACAUAGGAACAAUUUUGGCUAGGAAUAAUUUCUUUAAUGGUGUUUAAGGAUUGAAACAUAAUUAAGAUUUUGAAUACUUCAUCAUUGAAUUUUAACUCCUGAGAUAUUUGCCAGUGGGAAGGAUAUAUCUAUUUAGGUGUUUACAUUAAGUGAUACUGAAAGCUGUAAUCUUAAUUACAUAGGCAUUGGUACGAAUUGUCAAUAAGAAUGCAACUGAACAGUCAAGUGCAGUAUUUCUUUUGAUGUCUUUCAUUUUGCAGCUGGGCCAAAGGCAUGUGAUGUAUAUAGUUAGUUUAUGUUUACAUAUUAACAAAUAGGACUAUGUCUGCACUUGACUGUACUUGAAUUCUUGGUAUUAUUUAUAUUUGUAAAAUAAUGAUAUAUAAAUGAAUUUGUGUGUGCGUGUGUUUUGGAAAAUAAAGAUGACCUGGCAAUGUUUUUUCUUGGUUAAAUAUCUAGACUUCUUCACAUAGUGUUUUAAUGGAUGACUAGCCAUCUGAAAAAAAAAUCUUGGUAGGGAGAGUUCACUGUAUGAUAAAUACAUAGUAAAUUAUGUUUUUGUUUUUCAUUUAGAUUUUCAAAUUCAGAGAAAUAAGAAAUUUGGUGUUUUUAAUCAGAAGUUAAAAUGUUCUGAUUUUGAAACAUUAUGCCAUUUGUAGUUUUUAACUUUGAGAGACAAAUAUGUUUUUGAACUAGGCAGUUAGCUGCUAAUGAAGCUCGCUGGAUUGAGUAUGUAUAGCAAGGAGCAGGUGUGAAGAUUUUUGAUAUAGACUAGUUAAUCUUAAACACAAUCCGAUAAUUGGUUCUAGCUUCCUUUGCUGUGUCUUCUCCAAUAUUGAAACAAUUAGAAGUGAAGUUAUUAUGCCAUAGGGGAGACAUGUUAGCAUAGUGUGUCUGGUUUAAAUUAAAUAUACUUUUAUCAUUUAAAAGUUUAUUUUUAGAUUUAAUAUCUCAUCUGACAUAUAUUAAAGAACCUAGUUUGUUAAUAGUCUGAGACAUUUUAGUUUGGUGCCCAUAAAUUCAAGGAUGUGGAACUAGACUUGAAUGUCAGCUUUGUAAUCCUGGGCAUUUCACCUAACCUCUUCGCAUUUAUUUCAUCUGUAAAAUGGGAAGAAUAAUAUCUGUUUUCCAUAGGUACUGGGAUGAUAAAAAUAGUUUAUAUGAUGUGCCUAGCUUUCUUGCUGGAUAACUAAUAGAUAUUAGAUUACAUGGUAGAAAUUAUUAUUAUUAUUAUUAUUAUUAUUAUUAUUAUUAUUAUUAUUGAAACUCGUGUGAAAUAUGGAAGGGCCAUAGAUUCCUUCUAUGGCAGGUAACGAAACUUAAAAAACAUGAACAUCAUAUAGUUGAGUUGCUCUGGACAGAAACAGCUUUCUGCGUUAAUGUCAUAUGCGUGUGUCUAAAUGAUAGAUUAAAGAAAUGGAGAACUGAAACUAUGAAUUUAACCCUUCUUAAAAAGCUGCGUUUCUUUUUUAUGAGGGUGAAUGUUUCACUUGCAUAUAUGUUUAUGUACUGCAUUUGUGCCAGGUACCUGCAGAGGCCAGAAGAGGGUACUGGAUCCCUUGAAAUGAAAGUUACAGAUGAUUGUGAGCUUCCACAUGGGUGCUAGGGAUCAAACUUGGCUGGAGGAGUAGGAACUGCCCUUAACCACUAAAGCCAUCUCUGCAACUUCAUGUAACAUUUUGUUUUUAAAUUUCACGAGCUCUGUGUGUAUGCGUGAGUGUGUGUGUGUGUGUGUGUGUGUGUGUUGCACCUUGUUGAGUCUUUUUAAAAACAUCUGAUAUACAGUGCUCGAAUAUGAGUACCUCAGAGAAAAGGUGUUUAAUGAUGAAACCGAGGAGAUACUAUAAAAAAAAUCUCCAAAAAGAAAUACAAAGGGAGGGCAAGAGAGAUGGCUCAGUGGUUGGGUGAGUGUGCUCUUAGAGAGUGCAGGAGUUCGCUUCUCAACACCCAGCCUGGGCACCUCACCCCCACCUGGAGCUCCUUCUAUCUGGACUCCUAGGACACCAAAAUCAUGUGCAUUCUCGUCCUCACAGAUACACAUAAUUAAACAUAAAAAUCCAGAUCUGAAAAGGAGGUUAGUAAAGCUAACACAACAGAGAAGUAGUUAGUGUAUUGGAAAUCUCAUUCUGAUGUUAUGACAGUGGCUGAGGAGAAUGAAACGCCCCAUUUCUGAUUAUCAAGACUAGUGUGAAUGAGGGAAGCAAGCUGUCAAGCCAGAGUGAUGGCUCCCCUGUCCACAGUCAACAGUCAUUUCUUAAUGUCCCCUCGUUGUGUCCGGUGUGACCUACAGACAGGGUUUGGCCUCCUCUCCCUGUCUUUCCCCACAUCCUCCUCUCAAUCCCGUAGCCGGGCUUUGUCCCCUUCCCUGCCGUAAGUGUCAGCUUGCAUUGUUUUCUGACCCUCCACAUCUCUCAUGUGUGUCCCUUUGUCUUUCUUUGCUCAGGGUCCUUACUGAAGGGUGUCCUGUGUUCUCCUCAGCUCUCUCCACAGUUGGCCUCUCUUCAACCUGUGUGUUGAGGGUCUAGCAGGGCUCCACUCAGUGAAGACAAAUUCUUCACUCGUUUUCCUGCUUGGCAGCUUGAUUUGCCUGAGUGCUCUUUUAUGAGACAGGGUUUCUCGGUGUAGUUUUGGUGUCUGUCCUGGAUCUCACUCUGUAGACCAGGCUGGCCUGGAAACCCACAGAGAUCCCCCUGCCUCUGCUUCCUGAGUGCUGGGAUUAAAGGUGUGCGCCACCACUGCCCGGCUGGCUGAGCGUUCUUUUUCCUUUGAGACACCUUUUUCCUUUUGGUUCUGGACAGACGCUACCAUUAUCUUCUGGUUUCUUGGUUUUGGUCCUUUGAAUGUUGGUAUUCCCUGGCUUUCACCUCCUGUCAGCUCUUCACUCUGCACAUUUGUUCUCUGGGAGCUCUCAUCAAUGCCCAGGGAUUUAACAAUUACUGUCUAUCUAUGAAUGUCAGCUCUCUAGCUUGCUCUGUUUCGUUUUCUUCAUAGCUCCGUAUUUACUCACCUACUGCCAUGGCAUUAUGAAGUCAGUAUAUUUGAAAAAGAACGCUUAUUCAAACUUGUUUCUCAUUUCACCAAAUAGCAUCAGUAUUCAGGCUAGAAUUUAGAGUCUGUUCCUUCUUCCUUUCCCUCUAUAGUGCAACUGUCCAUCCCAACUUCUUAACCUCCCCGCCCACCCCUCCCCAGAAUAUUGCAGUAUAGCCCAGCUUGGUCUGGAAUUUGUGACUUGUGGCCUCAACUUCCUGGGUGCUGACAUCAUUUCUGUGAGUCACUAUGCCUUGCUCUCUUAAACACCUUACAUUUAUUUUAUUUCCUUGUCUCAUUUGAAUGAUAUUAAUAAUAAAUUUGCAUUGUUCCAUCAAACAACAUCUGCCUGCUGUAUAUAUGUGUGCUUACACACAAGUUUUUUUUUUUUUUAAACAGUCCUGUGAAGAUUUUAUAUCUUGAGUUAUGGGAAAGAAACAAGAUGUAGAGAGAAUAAGCAGUUUUCUCUGAGUGAGUUCUACAUCUGGUAUGUGGAAAUCAGAGAUCUGAAUGUAAACAAAUGACUAAUGGUGACUUUUUCUUGCUAGUCUUUGGAGUUGAACCCAUAGCCUCAUACAUGUUAAGCAUAGCUCUGCUAUUGAAAUAUCCCUGCAGCUCUUAAAAGCCUUACAUUUAAUCAUCAUGGGAUUGCCUUUUAAUGCAUGCCUCCAUGGUCUCAGGUUAUGAAAUCUACCUUUUAAACUGUCUGUCUUCAUCUUGACACUUUCCUAUCCGUUCUAUGCAGUUCAGACCUUUGCUUCUGCCUUCCAUGAUUGCCGUGUUUGAGAGAGAUCUGAACUUAGGGUCUGACCGACACAGCCAGUGCAGUUUCCUCCCUCCUCGGCUCUGACAUCUCUUAGCAUUACAGCUAGUGUCGCUGUCACCUCCCCUCACCACACACAUACUUUCAGUAUAUAUACAUUAUUCUUUUCAGUGCUGAUACAUACAAAGUUUCUCUCAGCCUCCUAGAUGUCCUGAAAUACCUCCUGUUUAUGUAGAUCCUCAAGGAACUCAAUAUAUAGUUGUUGAAUUGGAGUAGCUCCACUUGGAAUCCAAGGUUGGACAGUUUAUUAUUCAUUAAGCUAUGAUUUUUUUAUCAUGUACUCAUUGUGCAUACACGCCUUCACAGUAGAAUCAAGUCUGUAGUUGUGUGUUUAUGUGUGUGUGGGGAGACUGAUUUUAAUUAUGUAAUGAUUGUCAUUAAAGACUAUACACUGAGUUCCAAUGCUGAAUGAUUGUCAGUUUUAGGUCAGGGACAGUGGGCAUCUGAGCCAAGUCAGAUCUAACUUAAUGCAGGAUGAUUCUAUUGAACCACUAAUUUUUCAGUGUUUCAAUUUUGGUAAGUUUAGGACUUCUUUAGCAGCUUUACUUCUCUUUCCAACUGACAGUGCCUAAAUAUGAGAUGACCUGUUAGAUUUUUGUAUGUAUCAGUUGAAGGGAAGAAGGAGGAGGACAGGUGUUUUGAGUGGCUGUGGGUAAUGAAACUGCUGUAGGACAACAGCGAGCGGGGGGGGGGGGGGGGGGGGGGGGGGGGGGGAUAUGUAGAAGACAUUAGAUACAAUUCACAAACUAAAGAACCAUCAAAAAAAUAAUUCAAGUUCCAAGUAAUAAUGAAUCAGAGUAGAAAUGGUUGUGUAUUGAGACCUGUUAGAUCAUAAUUUUAUAAUUUGAUGUAUUUCAAGUUUAUUAAAUUUCUAAGUGUGUUAAUACUACUGGUCGGUGGAUAAAUAUAUUUUAAUUUAGACAGACAUAUAAAUAUGGAAAGGUUAUGUCUUUGGAAACAAUAAAAACUGAGUGCAGAAUUAAAAUGUUAUUUAAUUGAA